AAAAAAAAAAAAAGCGCAAGCAGUGACCGUUUCCAAUAGUCUCCGUCCUCCAUGUUCGCUCUGUAAAUUCUCUCUCUCUUUUCCGAUUCUUGGAAAUCUGUUCUUAAUUCUCACUCUAUCUACGAUCAGAACUUUUUUUUUGCUAUCUUAAUUGCUGUUCAAGGAUUUCAUUUUAUAAAAAAUUAUUAUAAGUUUUACGUGCAUUGAUUUUUAGUUUGAAGCAGCUCCUCUCCAUUGCUGACACGACGCCGUUUGAUCAACCUUUCUAAAAACAAAAAAAAAAUUCUUUUCGGAUUUUCAGCUUUUGAUUCCGAUUGAUUAUUUUGUGCUUUGGACGAGUUGAUGUGGAGAUUGGUGUAGAAGGAGCGAAUUGCAGUUUCAAAGAUGGUCACUGGGAGCAACAUAGAUAUGCGACUGAGCCUAGAUGAUCAUCUGCAAGGGCCCAAUGGUAAUUUAGAAGAUAGUUUGCAGAGUGAGCUAGAGUUGAUACUGCAAGCACAGCAGAAUCAGCAUUUAGUUGAUCGAGAAAAGGAUCUCAAUAUAUUUAGGAGUGGCAGUGCUCCACCAACUGUUGAGGGAUCAUUAAGUGCCGUGGGUAGUCUUUUUAAGGACUCCCAUUUUAGUAAUAUUAGUAGCAUUAGGAAUAGUAGCAGUAAUAAUUUAGUUCUGACUGAUGAUGAGAUUCGCACACAUCCAGCAUAUCUUUCAUAUUAUUAUUCUCAUCAUAGCAUAAAUCCGAGACUACCCCCACCAUUGCUGUCAAAAGAGGAUUGGCGUGUUGCUCAAAGGUUUCAGGCUGGUGGGUCUUUGCGUGGAGGCACUGGGGACUUGAGGAGGAAGAAGUUGGUUGAUGAGGGCAAUGGUUCAUCACUUUUUUCGACGCAGCCAGGAAAUUCUGUACAGAAGCUGGAGAAUGAUUUGAUGGAUUUAAAGAAUGCCAAUAGAAAUAAUUUCUCUAUGCAGAACUCAGCCGAGUGGCUUGAUAGGUGCUCAGGUGGUUUAACUGGAUUGCAGGGUGUUGGGCUUGGUGGGAGGAGGAAGAGUUUUGCUGACAUUCUUCAGGAAGGACUUGAUAGACCUGCUUCUUUAUCAGGCCACCUAUCACGCCCAGCCAGUCAUAAUGCUUUUGGUGAUCUCCUGGGCGCAACUGGGAUAUGUGAUCAUCAACCUGGGUUAUGUGGUGGAUUGGAGUCCUUAGAGGGCUUACGUUCUGGAUCUGCUUCUCCUGGCUUGGUAGGAGUUCAAAGCCAUGGAACAGCUGUUUCUCAUUCUUUCCCAUCUGCACUCAGUUCUUCACUGUCAAGAAGUACAACACCUGAACAGCAGUUAGUUGGGAGGUCUCCUAGUUCUGGUCUUCCUCCUGUGGGGAGCAGAGUUGGCCAUCUUGAGAAAAAGAAUAUUGUUGGCCCUACUGCCCCAAAUGGUCAUUCUUCUGGCAUAACUGAGCUUGGUGAGAUUGUGGCUACUUUGUCUGGUUUAAACCUAUCAAAGAUUAGGCAUGCAGAGCAGGAUAGUCUUGUAGAUCUGACCAAGCAGCAGGAUUUUCUUUUCAAUACAUCCAGUGGUCAUAAUCGUCUGCAGCAACAACUCAUAGAAAAAUCCAAUGCAGAAAAUCUCGCAUUUUCUACCAACUACAUUGAUGUAGCAAGGAAAAACAGGGUCCUGCCAAACCUGGACACUUCUGAGUUUAAUUCUCACGGGGAGGUUAGUAUUCCCAAAAGAACUUCUUCUUUUGCAAAUCUUCACUCAAAAGUGAAUUCCUCAGGCAUUGGAGGUUUGGAAAGAUCAAAUGGUCAUCAGCAAAAUGCAAAUACUGUUAGUAUGGAUUUUGUCAGCCACGUACCUGGUGCCUACCCCAUCAAUCAGAAGCGGGAUACAGCGCUCAAAAACCAUCUUGAUGCAGGUUCAGCUUUAGGUGGUUAUGGAAUUGAGCACAGUUUGAAUAGAGCAGGAAACCAAGCAGGGCUUGAUCCUCAUUCUCCGGUUAUGGACUCGCUUUAUAUUCAGAACUUGCGAAGAACUUCUGAUUAUGCAACGCAUACAAAUGAUCCCCAGGUUAGAAACCUUUUUGCCACUUCACAUGGAGACUUGGAUGGGAUUCAGAAAGCAUACCUUGAAGCAUUGCUUGCUCAACAAAAACAACAAUAUGAGCCUGCACUGGUUAAGUCUGGCAGUUUGAAUCAGGGUUACCAUAGGAAUUCACCAUAUGGUCUCGGCAUGCCAUAUGGCCCAUAUCUGGGGAAUUCAAUGGCAAACUCUGUGCUUCCUUCUGCUGGAUCUGGAAAUUUUCAGGAUGAGCGAGUUGCACACUUUACUUCUAUGGUGAGAAACUCAAUGGGAGGAUCCAUUGGGUCAUGGAACUCUGAUGUUGGCAACAACAUGGAAAGAAUAUAUGUGUCAUCGUUAUUAGAUGAGUUCAAGAACAACAAAUCCAGGUCUUUUGAACUCUCUGACAUUGUUGAUCAUGUUGUUGAAUUCAGUACGGAUCAGUAUGGGAGUCGUUUUAUUCAACAGAAACUUGAAACUGCUACUGUUGAAGAAAAGAACAAGAUAUUCCCCGAAAUUAUCCCUCAUGCGCGCACCCUGAUGACUGAUGUGUUUGGAAAUUACGUCAUACAGAAACUUUUUGAGCAUGGUACAGAAAGUCAAAGAACAGAGUUAGCCAGUCAGCUUACUGGUCAUGUUUUACCUCUCAGCCUUCAGAUGUAUGGGUGCAGAGUGAUUCAGAAGGCCUUGGAGGUAGUUGAUGUGGAUCAGCAAACUCAGAUGGUGGCAGAGCUUGAUGGUUCGGUCAUGAAAUGCGUUCGUGAUCAGAACGGUAAUCAUGUUAUUCAGAAGUGCAUAGAGUGUGUACCUGAAGAUCAAAUUCAGUUCAUUAUCUCAGCUUUCUAUGGGCAAGUUGUGGCACUUUCCACCCAUCCUUAUGGCUGUCGCGUUAUUCAGAGGGUCCUGGAACACUGUAAGAACAUGAAUACACAGGAAAUUAUUAUGGAGGAAAUUAUGCUAUCUGUUUGCAUUCUGGCACAAGAUCAAUAUGGGAAUUAUGUUAUUCAGCAUGUCCUUGAACAUGGCAAACCGCGUGAACGAUCUGUUAUCAUUAGCAAGCUUGCAGGACAAAUUGUAAAUAUGAGUCAGCAGAAAUUUGCUUCUAAUGUUGUGGAGAAGUGCCUAACUUUUGGUGGUCCUGAGGAGCGUCAAAUUUUAGUGAAUGAGAUGCUUGGUUCCACUGAUGAAAAUGAGCCCUUGCAGGCCAUGAUGAAAGAUCCAUUUGGAAAUUAUGUUGUUCAAAAGGUUCUUGAGACCUGUGAUGAUCGGAGUCUUGAGUUGAUUCUUUCUCGUAUCAAAGUCCACUUAAACACCCUGAAGAGGUACACUUAUGGUAAACAUAUAGUUUCUCGUGUUGAGAAGCUCAUCACCACAGGAGAAAGGCGCAUAGGACUGUCAUCCUCAUCCUCAUUUGCCUCACAAACUUAAACUAGAAAUGUCGAAGGCUCUUUUUCUUUGCCGCAGCGGAAAGACAGUAAAAAGAGGACAUAAUAUUUGUACAGCUAACAUGGAAGGUGAUUUUCACAAGUUUGUCAUCUCAUCUUUAUCUUCUACAAAGAUUAUCGUUGUAAAUAAAACCAAAUUUCAGGCCUACAGAAUAAGAUCUUUAUGUUAAUAUCCUUACUGUAUAUUCAGCUUUCUCUAUGUAAUCUAUAAUUGAGACUUUGACAAUAUUAGGUAGGAGGUCAGAAUGGCAAUUCACAGUUGCUUACUCCUUUCAAGAGCAAAAUAUCUAUGGUAUGUAAAUAGGUAUCAAGUGUACAUGUAUAGAAGGUGUAAAAAAUGAGUAUUAAAUAAUCUUGGUUUUUAUCA
Molecule: messenger RNA, 3858 nt
Organism: Hevea brasiliensis (rubber tree)
Lineage: Eukaryota; Viridiplantae; Streptophyta; Magnoliopsida; Malpighiales; Euphorbiaceae
Product: pumilio homolog 4
Exons: 12
Coding region: 385-3474 (1029 amino acids)
Biological process (GO): post-transcriptional regulation of gene expression
Cellular component (GO): cytoplasm
Molecular function (GO): mRNA binding
Source: RefSeq, a predicted model, not a curated record